Messenger RNA from Dovyalis caffra, 738 nucleotides. NCBI's taxonomy places the organism in Eukaryota, Viridiplantae, Streptophyta, Magnoliopsida, Malpighiales, Salicaceae. The record is from the annotation of a GenBank genome assembly.
AUGAAUGGGAACAGACAAAUGGAGGUGCAUUAUAUAGACACUGGCUUUCCUUACACUAUGACUGAAAGCUUUAUGGAUUUCUUUGAAGGACUAACGCAUGCUCCAGUAAAUUAUGCUCACACUGGACCCAUGCAUGAUCAGGACAAUGCAUAUUGGUCGAUGAAUAUGAAUGCAUACAAAUUUGGAUUUUCUGGUCCUGGGAGUACUUCUUACUACAGUCCAUAUGAGGUAACUGAUAAUUUACCAAGAAUGGAUGUCAGCAGGACAGCCUGGGAAUACCCUUCAGUAGAGAAUGCUGAAGAGCCCACAACCACAGACACACAGUUUGAAGAAGAUGAGGAAAUGGGAGUGCAUACCAUACCCGAAGAAAGCAUUUCAAAUCAGCCAACCACCAAUAGUCCGCAGGCUCUUUGGCAAGAUGAUGUCGAACCAGAUAACAUGACGUAUGAGGAAUUGCUAGACUUAGGAGAGACUGUUGGAACUCAAAGUAAAGGUCUUUCUCCGGAACUUAUCAGCUUGCUUCCAACCUCAAAAUGCAAGUUUGGAAGCUUCUUCUCAAGAAAAAAAUCUGGGGAAAGAUGUGUAAUUUGCCAGAUGAAAUACAAAAGAGGGGAUAAGCAAAUAAAACUGCUGUGCAAACAUGCUUACCAUUCUGAAUGUAUCACCAAAUGGCUUGGCAUCAAUAAGGUAUGCCCUGUUUGCAACAAUGAGGUAUUUGGAGAGGAAUCAAGGAACUAA